This is a messenger RNA of Bipolaris zeicola 26-R-13, 621 nucleotides long. RefSeq lists its product as uncharacterized. The record is from RefSeq and is a predicted model, not a curated record. Gene Ontology annotation, molecular function: RNA binding. The coding region runs from base 1 to 621 and encodes 206 amino acids. The transcript has 4 exons. Lineage: Eukaryota; Fungi; Ascomycota; Dothideomycetes; Pleosporales; Pleosporaceae.
AUGUCAGACGUCGAAGCCGAGCAGAAGCGCGAGGAGGAUGAGCGUCUUGAUACCGCAGAAGACCCAAAUGAGGAGGAAGAAAUCUCUGCCAUGAGGCGCCGCGUUCAGGAGAUGGAGGAAGAGGCACAGAAGCUGCGCCAAAUGCAGCAAGCCAUCGACAAUGAACGGCACGAGAUGCGCGAAAGCAAAGAGGACGUUGAUGCGCGGAGCGUCUUUGUCGGCAACGUAGACUAUGGAGCCAGUCCCGAAGAGAUUCAGGCGCAUUUUCAGAGCAUUGGUAGCAUCAACCGUGUCACUAUUUUGCUCGACAAGUUCACAGGACAUCCUAAAGGGUAUGCUUAUGUGGAGUUCACAGAACCCCAUUUGGUCAAUGAGGCCUUGGUCCUUGACAACAGUCAGUUCCGGAAUCGCAACUUGAAGGUUGUACCCAAGCGAACGAACCUCCCAGGUAUGACACGAGGCGGACGUGGUGGCCGAGGUGGCGGCCGUGGUGGCUACGGCGGACGUGGCUCGCCAUACGGACGCGGCGGAUUUAAUAGUUACGGCGCUCCUCCUCGAGGAGGUGGUUAUCGAGGUGGAUACCGCGGAGGAAGAGGAGGUUCCGCCUACCGUCCUUACUAG